Clonostachys rhizophaga is the source of this 444-nucleotide messenger RNA. NCBI's taxonomy places the organism in Eukaryota, Fungi, Ascomycota, Sordariomycetes, Hypocreales, Bionectriaceae. The record is from the annotation of a GenBank genome assembly.
AUGGGCGAAGCAGUGAUUGAGGGUUCCAACUGGCGCCUCGUAGAGGUUGGCCGUGUCAUUGUCGUUAACGGCGACCACCCCUACGCCGGCAGACUUGCCGCUGUUGUCGAGAUCAUCGACCACAAGCGAGUUCUCGCUGAGGGACCUUCCGCAGACCCCGAGCUGGCCGUCCCCCGACAGGUCAUCCCCCUCUCCCGCGCUCUACUCUCCCCUCUCGUCGUCGAGGGUCUCAACCGCGGCGCCCGCCAGUCCUCAUUGAAGAAGCAGUGGGAGAAGUCCGAGAUCGACACCAAGUGGAAGGAGUCGAACUGGGCCAAGAAGCGUGAUCAGAUCGAGCGAAGGAAGGGCCUUACGGACUUUGAGCGAUUCAAGGUCCUCCGUCUCAAGAAGCAGCGACGUUUCGAGGAGCGCAAGGCUCUCGCCAAGGUCAAGGCAUCCGCAUAA